Colletotrichum spaethianum is the source of this 2529-nucleotide messenger RNA. Its product is annotated as ABC transporter aclQ. Gene Ontology annotation, molecular function: ATP binding; ABC-type transporter activity; ATP hydrolysis activity. Gene Ontology annotation, cellular component: membrane. Gene Ontology annotation, biological process: transmembrane transport. The transcript is spliced from 6 exons. Bases 1 to 2529 code for a protein of 842 amino acids. The record is from RefSeq and is a predicted model, not a curated record. NCBI's taxonomy places the organism in Eukaryota, Fungi, Ascomycota, Sordariomycetes, Glomerellales, Glomerellaceae.
AUGGCGGGGACUCAGCUGGGACUGGAGGUUGCCUUCUACCUCUAUCCCUGCGGCCUCUUUGUCACUCUACUGUCAUCUCAGUCUUACCAGUUCUACCGUGAUCGUCAUGGCGUCACGCGCCAGAACGCGACGGACGAUGAGCAGAAGAGAGCCUCGCGACUCUAUGCCCGGAUAAUCCGGUUCCUUCAGCUUGAUGUUUCUCUGCUGCUACUUGCCACUAUCAUCCUUGCCGUCCGCGGUGCAGUUGCCGGUCAAUACGACGGGGCUGGCAAGGUCGUGUUUCCCUACAGCGCAUUCCUCGCGUCCUACGUCGCAGUCCUACUGUAUUACCUGGCUGGUCUGCUGCCCGAUCCGGAGGGCCCGUGGACGCCAACCUCUGCUCAUUUCUAUGCAUGGAUCGUUGGUGCACUCUUUGAAGCCUUCAUUGCGGCAGUCUUCUCUUCCGAGAAGAACUCGUUCCGCGUGGCCAACGACUUGCUUGAUGUCCUCGAUAUCUUGAGUGCUGCCAGGAUCGUCAUCUUGGUGGCUAUGAUGGCAUGCCUCAUUCUUAGGGAUUACAAGUUGAAGCCAUCGCAAACCAAGUCAGACCCUGAGGAGAGACAGUCCCUGCUUGGCAACGGGAACGGUGCAUCCCAGAACUAUGGUGGCACCCACCCUCACAGUGCAUCUGCACACAAGCCUCCUGCUAGGACUCAGGUUCAAGGCACGGGAUGGCUGGACUACUUUGCUGGAUUCCGAGUCCUGUUCCCAUACCUUUGGCCCAAGGACUCCCCUGUCUAUCAGGGAAUUGUGGUUCUUUGCUUGGUGCUCCUGAUCUGCCAGCGAACUGUCAACGUCUUAGCUCCAGUCCAGCUUGGGACCCUUGUCGAUGCUCUCGGUUAUGGCCGCAUUCCUUACAAGGAGAUCAUCCUUUACGUUGUAUACCGCGCCCUUCAGGGUAACCAGGGAGCUCUUGGUGCCGCAAGAUCCGUUCUCUGGAUUCCAGUCUCUCAGUCACUGUUUCGCCGACUGUCAUGCGCCGCAUUUGAGCAUGUCCUGGGGCUCUCUCUGGAGUUCCAUCUCAACAAAAAGAUUGGUGAAGUCACCAGUGCGUUGAGCAGAGGAUCUGCGAUGAACACUUUCUUGGAGAACUUCUGCUUCCAGGUUUUCCCCAUGGUUUUUGACAUCUUCGUUGCCGGUGUCUUCUUCUUCGUGAAGUACGACGCUUUUUACACCAUCAUCGUCUUUUUUAUCAUGUGGUCAUACAUCUUCCUGACCAUCUAUGUUGCCAAGUACCGCGGCAAGCAAAGAAGAGAUAUGGCAACUAAGAACCGUGAGAUGGAAGCCAUCAAAACAGACGCUAUCAUGGCAUACGAGACCGUGCAACACAACUGCGCGGUCGCGCCUGAGACUGAAAGGUUCAAGGAGCACGUGGUUGUGUACCAAAGGGCCGAGCGACUGGUGCAGUGGUCUCUCAACUUCCUAAACCUUACCCAAAGCUCUAUCUUCUCCCUUGGGACCGCCUUGCUUGUCGCCGUUUCCGCCUACAAGAUUUCUCGGGGCGAGCAGACGGUUGGCGAGUUUGUCAGCUUGAUCAACUAUUUUGUGCAGCUGCAGGGUCCCCUGAAUUUCUUCGGAACCUACUACACCAUGCUGCAGAACAACUUGAUCGAAGCAGAGAGAAUGUUGGAUCUGUUCAAGGAAACAUCCGGAAUCGUGGAGAAGCCUGGUGCUGUCCCAUUGCGUGCGGUCAAGGGGGAGGUUGCAUUCAACAACGUCAAGUUCUCUUAUCAGAGCAAGAAGGGUGAGCCGGCGAUUGACGGCGUCAGCUUUACCGUUGCUCCUGGGACCAAGACUGCCAUUGUGGGAGAGUCUGGCAGCGGCAAGUCGACCUGCUUGAAGCUUCUAUUCCGCUUCUACGAUGUCAAUGAAGGCUCGAUCACUGUCGACGGACACGACAUCAAGGACCUGAAGCUAGACAGCCUUCGGAGAAACAUUGGAGUUGUGCCCCAAGAUACGGUCCUCUUCAACGCGACCAUCAUGUAUAACUUGCUCUACGCCGACCCUAAGGCCACCCAAGACGAUGUGUACGAGGCAUGCAAGGCUGCAAACAUCCAUGAACGUAUUCUGGCAUUCCCGGAUGGCUACGAGACUAAGGUUGGAGAGCGUGGGCUCAAGCUUUCCGGAGGUGAACGUCAACGGAUUGCCAUCGCAAGAGCAAUUCUUAAGGACGCCCGCAUUUUGCUUCUGGAUGAGGCUACUGCGUCCUUGGACUCUCAUACCGAAAGGCAGAUCCAGGACGCCCUCGAACGUGUGACAGAGGGGCGCACCACCAUCACCAUUGCCCAUCGUCUUUCUACCAUCACCACGUCCGAUCAGAUUGUGGUGCUCCACAAGGGUAAGGUGGCUGAGCGUGGCACGCAUGCUGAGCUGCUGUCACUUGGUGGACGGUAUCAUGCCAUGUGGGAAAAGCAGACCACGGCUGAGAAGAAAAUCAAAGAGAAGGUUGAGAAGGAGGGUGAUUCUUCAGAGACUGGAUCCCAGCAGUAA